GGGCCAGCCUGCACAGCCCGCGCGCACCCGCGAACAGGCCCAGCAGCUCGCAAGCGUGUGGCAUCUCUCCCCCUCCUCGUCCUUUCCAUGGUCGUAUGAAACAACUUCAGAGCGUCGUUCGGACGGCAGCUCUCUCCCUGCUAUCCAGCGUCGACGCACCGCAAGGCAUCGCCGCCACCCGGUCCUCUCUCCCUCCCAAAUCUCCCCCUCCCCCGUUCUUUCGCCUUGGUCUUGACCUCCAGCGUCGGCCAGGCCCUCAAAAGUUUUCUCCAGACUCAAGCUCUGCACGUCCCUCCAACGGUCCCUGCUUCCGUGACUGGUCUCCCGCACUUGAGAAGCAGGCUUGAGGCUCUUCGCGUGCCCACCUUUCGCACGACUGUGCUACCCCGUUACAGCUCUGCCCUUCUGUUCAACCCAUCGCUCUCUCACACAAGCCGGGCGAACCAGCCGAGCAGCAUCUCGGUGUGUGCCCGCACCGCACCGUCACGGGCGCUGGCCAAAACUUCUCCUCCCUCCAUCCGCGCGCACUGAUGCGCAGCAUCAAUGUCUCCGACCUCUCCGACUGUUGUUGCGUUUGCCAACAAGUGAGCGUGAGAUCUACGCAUUGAAAUUUGAGGCUCUGUAGUACCACCUAGCCUCGCCAUUCCGCUCUGCUAUUGGUCCUGUCAUCCUGGAGCCCCCUGCCAUCGGGCAUCUGCUCGUCAGUACGGCUGGCGCUGACCAUCCGGGACCUAGCCUCUGUUUCUCUGAAAGUGGAUAUAGCUCUCAUUGCCCAAUCUUUACUGCUUUUUGCCUGUGAACGUACAAGGUCCGACUUUCGGACGGCAUGUCACAGACCUACGACGAUUACGACGCAUACGGGCUUGGAGAAAGGGAGCAGUUAGUCCCCUUCAAACCCAAAAUCACGCCGGAGAGCUCUCCAGAACGCUCUGUGAACAUAGUCAGUGCGCCGACAUCAAGAAGUACGGAGAAGGCUAAGUCUAGACGUAAGACAUUGCCCAGCAAAGGGGACGCAUAUCUGCUUCGCAUAUCUCAGCCUAAUUAUACUGACGUGCAUCGUGAAGCAGAACGCCAUCUCCCCAGUGCGGAUUCGGAUGAGGAGUCGGGGGAGGAUGUAGCUGACAUAGACGAAAGAAUAGCACAGGAAAUGUUUCAGACAGAGAAUGGUGCUCGAAAGAUGAACGACAAAAAGCAGAAUCAAUACGACCAGCGACGCAUUGAAUCUUUGGUUACUGCCGAAGUCGAAAUGGUGGAUGUCGCAGACGUCAGAAAGCAAGCGACACCCUUUGAGAAAACGCACAGCGCGGAGCGGACAGAGGCUGCCGAAGAUCUGCCUCAGUUAGCAGCAAACGCUCUUCAGAACAUGGGCAUCCACAGCCCUCCCAAUUAUCAAACCACCUCCACGGAUCCCACGGACUCGGACCGUCGGCAGAGCAGCAGCACCACAACGAGCGCACAGUCGCGCAAGCUCUCCGACGGACUUGGAAUUCGAAUCAAGUCCGAAGCACCGUCAUCCUUUACGCCUAUGACUCCAGUUGAACCAAGCUUCCAGAACAGCGACCCGUUCUUCGUUUCAUCGUAUUUCCCCAAACAUCGAAACUCGGUCGGCUCGCCUGGUGAGAAAAUUCCUGCGAUAAGUCCAGUCUCACCAGAAGCUGCCAAUUCACUGCAGAAGCUUCCAUCUGCCAAAGAAAUCAUCGAGAUUGCGAACAAGACGAAUGAGCACCGUCAACGCCAGGCUUCGUUGUCUUCCAUGUCCGCACCCUCGCCUUUACCUAAUGGUCACUACCGUGCCUCAUUUUCGAACGCGCACCCGUCGCCGAGUAUGAUUGGCGAGCCGAAGUCCUCGCUCGUGCUCUCUCCACCGUCCGUGACGUUGCGGCGGGAAAGCUAUCCCCUCGCUUCGUCCGCAGCAGCAACCACUGGUGACAGCCUUACAAGCCCAGAUGCGGCCAGCCCGCAUACACUACCUACGCCAAAGAGCAACCACAGACUGAGCAUUGACGAAAAUACAAGAACGCUACCGCCCCUUCCCGGCCUUGGACCCCCCUCGAUAAGUGUCUCGACAAUACCCGCGGCUGGAUCGGGGGGAUAUAAAUGCGACUUUCCCGGAUGCACCGCUCCCCCCUUUCAAACAUCAUAUCUACUCAACUCCCACGCAAACGUGCAUUCCACGAACCGUCCGCAUUACUGCCCUGUGCCGGGUUGCCCACGUGGCGAGGGCGGCAAGGGUUUCAAGAGGAAGAAUGAGAUGAUUCGGCACGGUCUAGUGCACGAUUCGCCGGGCUACGUGUGUCCGUUUUGUCCGGAUCGAGAGCACAAGUACCCUCGGCCAGACAACCUGCAACGUCAUGUUCGCGUACACCACACGGACAAAAGUAAGGAAGAUCCUUUGCUUAAAGGCGUCCUUGCUCAACGUCCCGAGCUGGGCGGCGGCAGCAGAGGCAGGCGCAGGCGAAUGGCUCCAUGAUCGUUCGCUUUCAACAUUCGACCCUGAUUCUUCUUAAUUUUUUUUUUUUAUUUCAUAACCCACAUAUGCACGUAAUAUAGUUUCUCAAGCUGAAGGUUUCGAGGGCAGCAACCAAGUGCUGGGAUGCCCGGGUUGACGGGCUGGUCGGGACACGCAUGUACCGAGCGGACUCUGGCGUUUUUUCCACGGUCGUCGUCGUCUUCGCCACGGACAGCGGGCGUGCUGGGAAGUAAAUAAUUUGGGAACUCUCGUUUUGAUACCCCACCUCAUUGUUGGUGCUGGUGCUGGUGCUGGUGCUGGUGCUGGUGC
This is a messenger RNA of Verruconis gallopava, 2779 nucleotides long. RefSeq lists its product as uncharacterized. Gene Ontology annotation, molecular function: RNA polymerase II cis-regulatory region sequence-specific DNA binding; DNA-binding transcription factor activity, RNA polymerase II-specific. The transcript is spliced from 3 exons. Gene Ontology annotation, biological process: regulation of transcription by RNA polymerase II. Lineage: Eukaryota; Fungi; Ascomycota; Dothideomycetes; Venturiales; Sympoventuriaceae. Gene Ontology annotation, cellular component: nucleus. The record is from RefSeq and is a predicted model, not a curated record. The coding region runs from base 827 to 2470 and encodes 547 amino acids.